This is a messenger RNA of Vespa mandarinia (Asian giant hornet), 1411 nucleotides long. It is a transcript of the gene cnir, whose product is annotated as cornichon-like protein. Lineage: Eukaryota; Metazoa; Arthropoda; Insecta; Hymenoptera; Vespidae. The record is from RefSeq and is a predicted model, not a curated record. Gene Ontology annotation, biological process: vesicle-mediated transport.
CCAUUAUUUGUUGAAUUAAAACAAUAUUUUAUGCCUAUCAAUAUUUAAAUUCAUAGAAUCCUUGAUAGAAUUGAUUAAAUUUCUAAGAACGAUGACGAAUGUGUGAGUCAGACGUUAUGAUACGUAAUGUUAGAUGAUACUUUCAAAUAUUUAUCGAAGUUACGGAAGGAUAAAUAGGUUAAUUUAAUUUAAUAUAAAUCGAUAUUUAAUUAUAUCUCUUUGAUAAAGCUAUUCUUUUUUUCUUUUUUGUAAGAAAAAUAUAUAGAAUGUGAAUUAACACGGGUGUUGAAUUCAUAAAUGUGAAUUAUUGUUAUCGACAGUAUACUUUUAAAUUCCAUGAUACAACACAGAGUGGCGCACGUGUUAGUGUCGACUUCUAUCGCGGUUACUGACUUAUGCUUUAUGAAAACUUACUGUGCAGAAAAUAGGUUGAGUGAUAUACUAAAGAAGAAGACAAACAUUUAUGAGCGCGUGCAUUACUUAAAAUUGACAUAUCUUCGCUAUGGGCUUGAUAUCAGAGCCAUUAUUAUUUGCCAUCGCUUUAAUUAAUACCGGAUCUGUGCUCUUUCUUUUAGUCUAUUUUAUUAUUACGUUAUCAGAUCUCGAAUGUGAUUAUUUAAAUGCUCAGCAAUGUUGUUCAAAAUUAAAUGCGUGGGUCACUCCAAAAUUAGUGACGCAUACAUUUUUGGUAUUUUUGUUAUUAAUACACGGCCAAUUAAUACUAACUUUGGUUAAUUUACCAAUGACUUUUUGGUUGUUCUAUGAGUUUUUUGGUGUUCCUAGUGGAAAUAUGGGUGUAUAUGAUCCUACAGAAAUCCACAAUCGUGGAGAAUUGAAAAGACAUACUAGGAAUUGUUUGAUCUAUCUUGGAUAUUAUUUAGUCUUAUUUUUUCUUUACCUUUACUGUAUGAUCAUUGCGUUAUUAAAAGGAGAUCCAGUAAACAGAAAUGCUGAUGAUCUGGUAGACUUCUAAACCAAAUAAAUUACUCUCAUAUCUGUUUUAUACUUGUAAGAUAGUGCUGUAUGUAUAGCAAUUAUUUUUUGCAAUACAUUAACCUCAUAUAUGUUGUUUGGAAAGUAUAUUUGAUAUUAUUUCAUAUUCAGAAAUCUUUAACUAAGCAAGUAUCUGAAUAGAUGAAAUAACACUUUCUUGAUUUCAGAAGUAUUGUUAAGGUACUAUUUUAGUUUAUAUCAAUAUAUAAAGAUAGUUUUUAUAGAAACAAUUCAGAAAAUUAUUUAAAAUAAAAAUAAGUGAGAAAGAAAAGAGAGAGAGAGAGAGAGAGAGAGAGAGAGAGAGAGAGAGAGAGAAAGAGAGAGAGAGAAGGAGAGAAAUCACGUUGCAAGUUAAUGGUUGAAAUUUUGGGAUUCUAGUCUUAAAAAAAAAAAUAUAUAUAUAUAACAAUUUCCAAUA